Drosophila mauritiana is the source of this 1109-nucleotide messenger RNA. RefSeq lists its product as uncharacterized. Bases 76 to 753 code for a protein of 225 amino acids. The record is from RefSeq and is a predicted model, not a curated record. The transcript is spliced from 2 exons. Lineage: Eukaryota; Metazoa; Arthropoda; Insecta; Diptera; Drosophilidae. Gene Ontology annotation, molecular function: nucleic acid binding; zinc ion binding.
CAGCACCAGAGUCGAAAUGUAAACAAGCUUCUGGAAUCUCCUGCAACAUCGCUUGCCUUGGCAAAAGAGGUAACGAUGGAGUUUGACGGCAGCUUAUGUGCGCGCAAUUGGGUCACGCAGUUUCAGAACAUCGGAAAGAUUUACAAUUUGGACGACGGAUGCAUGCACAUGCUGCUAAUUGCCAAACUAAAAGGAAACGCACAGCGCUGGCUGCACGCAAGCGCCACACGCAUCCUAGAAUCGACCGACCAGCUGUGCGAACAGUUAAUUUUGACAUUCGAGGUCAAGAUGUCAAAAGGGGAACUGAGGAACGCAUUUCAAAAACGCGAAUGGCAUCCGGAUGAGAAAUUUGCUGUUUACUUCGAGGACAAGGUGAUGCUGGCCAACGACAUCAACAUCGAUCUAGAGGAGCUCCUGGAAAGCAUCAUUGAAGGAAUCCCAGCACCAGCGUUGCGCAACCAGGCGCGCAUACAGUGUUUCUCCGAGCCGAUGCAAAUUCUGCGGGCUUUCUCGGAAGUCCGUCUGCCGAAGCACAAAACAGGGAGCAGUUCAUCAAAGCGCCUUACUGGAGGAGGUGCAGCCAAUAAGGACUUACGUUGUGCCAAUUGCAACUCCAAAGGGCACUUCGCCAGGGAGUGUCUCAAGCCAAAGAGGGAGCCCGGAUCCUGCUAUGCCUGUGGGGCAUUUGGACACUUCGUCGGACAAUGCCCGGAGCGCAAGAGCGCCAAUAUCAACAAUUAUAAUGCCUCAUAGACACAGGGAGUCCAAUAUCAUUUACAAAGUUAAGCAAUGUAUCCAAGGAAAUUAAUUUAGAAUCCGCUUCAGAAACCUAUUUCGGGCUGAAUAAAAGCCAACUGACAAUAUAUGGAAAAAUCUUAUGUUACAUUAUAAAAGAAAAAGUUAAAUGUUAUUUUUAUUUGUACGUGGUCCCAGACGAGUCUAUGAGUCAUAAUGUAGUUCUUGGACGAAAUUUCAUGGAAGCGUGCCAGUUAAAACUGGAUCCAGACGCCUUGGGAAGGAUAACGGUCAACCCAGUCGAUAGUAAAAGAUAUAGAAAAGCAAAUAGUAAAACAGUCAGUUCUAUUGUUAGUGAAACAGUUAGUGAAUUA